UAAGAUUACACUUGAUGAUGAUGACCACGGUGCUGCUCCUUGUAGGGCUACUAAGCUGCCAAACUUUAGCAUUUCACCGGCCACCAGCAGGGCAAAAAUAUGAGGUGAUUUUUCCACGGAAAAUUCAUGCACAGCACAAGAGAGACGUACAGAGUGAGCAUCCAGACCUGGUACAGUAUGGGCUAGAACUGGAGGGAAGACCUUUGAUUCUACACCUUGAAAAGAAUGAAGACUUGAUAUCUGAGAAUUACACUGAGACUCACUACUCACCAGAUGGGACGCCAACAACAAGCAGCCCAACUAUCCAGGAUCACUGCUAUUACCAGGGGCAUGUGGCAAAUGAUACUGAUUCCUGGGCCAGUAUUAGUACAUGCAGAGGGAUAAGAGGGAUGAUCGUGACACAAGGCCGACGAUUCUUGAUUGAGCCCCUAAAGCUGACGGACAGCGAGGCGCAUGCAGUGUACCCGUACGAGGCCCGGCAAGACGUCCCAAUGACAUGCGGCGUGACCAACGAAACGUAUACCGAGGACUCCUACAGCAUGGUAUCUCUGUCCAGCAGCAAUGCUGAGAAACAAGCAUUUCUGACCGCAAAGAAAUACGUUGAGCUCUAUAUAGUGGCAGAUGAUUCCAUGUUCGUAAAAUACAAACGCAAUACUGAAAGUGUCAAAAGGAGAAUAUUUGAGAUUGUCAACUUUGUCAAUGUGGUGUACAAAUCUAUUAAUACCUUUGUGGCACUGACCGGGUUUGAAAUCUGGAGCAGGGGGGAUUUGUUUCAAGUCAAGAGUAACCCGAAUUCUCUUCUGGAUCGAUUCUCAAAUUGGAGGAAAAGUGACCUCCUGCCUCGGAAGCCACAUGACAACGCACAGUUCAUAACGGAUGUAGAUUUUGAUGGUUCUACAGUGGGACUGGCGUUUGUAUCGACAAUGUGCAGCGACACUCAUUCUACGGGAGUGAUCCAGGAUCACAGUCCAGAGUCUAUCGCUGUUGGUGCCACACUUGCUCAUGAAAUGGGACACAACAUUGGGAUGAAUCACGAUGAUGGGUCUUGCACUUGUUCUGCUAGAUCCUGCAUUAUGGAGCCUUCGCUGAGUACAAACACCCCACGUGAUUUCAGUACCUGCAGUCACCGAUUUUACCAGGACUUCAUUCUGAACCGAAUGCCCCUAUGUAUGAAGGACCGACCACGCAAGGAAGACAUACUGGCAACCCCCAUGUGCGGAAAUAAAUUCACUGAGCAGGGGGAAGAAUGUGACUGUGGCACAGAGCAGGAAUGCAGGGAUCUGUGCUGCGACGCCACCACCUGCAGAUUGAAACCAGAAGCUCAGUGUGCAGAAGGAGAAUGUUGUGCGAAUUGUAAAAUUAAACAAGCAGGAGAGGUGUGCCGACCGGCCAAGGAUGACUGUGACCUGGCAGAUAUGUGCGAUGGGACUUCUGCCGCCUGCCCGUCUGAUCGCUUCAGAGUCAAUGGUUUCCCUUGCAGAAACAGUGAGGGGUUCUGCUAUAAUGGAAAAUGUCCGACCUUGGAGAGUCAGUGUGCUGCACUUUGGGGACCUGGCGCUCGGGCAACUGAUUCGUGUUUCAAUAACAAUUUAAGAGGUGUUGUCUAUGGGCACUGUCAGAUAUCUCGGGACAACUUUCUACCAUGUAGUGUUGAAGAUGUAAAAUGUGGGCUACUCUACUGCUCCGGUGGGAAUAAUGAAGCCGCAACAGGUGGAUCGAGGUACACCUUCUCUGAUGGCUGCAAAGCUGUCGUGACUCCUACAGUUAUGGUGGAAAACGGGACAAAAUGCGGAGAUGACAUGAUCUGCUUCAGAGGGAAAUGCACCAGCGUUGAAAAUGCAUACAGGACAGCACAAUGCUUGGCCAAGUGCCCGCAAAAUGCGGUUUGUGACAAUGAGCUAAAGUGUCAGUGUCUAGAAGGCUACGCACCACCAAACUGUGAGCCCAAAUCUAGAAUCAGCUAUGUUGUCAUCAUUAUAUGCGUGGCUUUUGUCGUCAUCUUCAUAGCUUUGAUUCUGCUGACACUUUACAAGAGAGUGCAGCGCAGGAAAAACAGACAUUCUCAAGCUGCAGUGUCCGGCGUGGCAAACCCAAUAUUCAAUAUUCACCAGCAAGCCUAUAUACAGCCAGGCUCACAUGCAGCCACUCCCCAGACUGUUCUGUACAACCCUCCGGCUCCUCCAGCUCAGUCACAGAAGCCUCAAGUAGCUUAUGGGUUCCAGAGACCAAAUUAUUCACCUUACCCUCCACCCUACAAACAGAAUAUUAAUAUUCCUCCACAGGGGUUCCAGAGACCAAAUAAUCCAUCUUACCCUCCACCGGUGUUUACCGCCCCAGCACAGGUGAUCCAGAGACCAGCUAACAUGCCACCUCACCCACCUGCCAACAAGCCAGUGUUUCCUGCCCCACCACCACAGGGGCUGAAACCUCACAUCAGGUAUUAAACUGAACCCAAGAUCAGAAGAGAGUAACGCCCUAUGAGAAUGCUGCUGUGCAAUAAAUAUUUUAUAUAUAUAUACUGUAUAUUUAGUAAUAUUCAUAAAUAAAUCCAUUUAUGAACAUUCCUUUACAGCCAUCGCUCCUAGGUAGUAGACUUUUUCAAAUAUUAACUAAGGCAAACUGGAGCAGUUCCAGGACCAUCCAUGGUCCAUAGCCGCCCAGUUAUCAGUUUUUUGAGAUCACCAUAGAAAUUCUGGAAAGAACUUGUCUCAAGAGACUUUACAUUUUGAAUUGAUUAUCUGUAUACGCCUUUAAUUUAUUUUGUUUUCCAAUGCAUUUGUUUUCUAUGUU
This is a messenger RNA of Spea bombifrons (plains spadefoot toad), 2790 nucleotides long. Its product is annotated as zinc metalloproteinase-disintegrin-like batroxstatin-2. NCBI's taxonomy places the organism in Eukaryota, Metazoa, Chordata, Amphibia, Anura, Pelobatidae. The record is from RefSeq and is a predicted model, not a curated record. The transcript has 25 exons. Gene Ontology annotation, molecular function: metalloendopeptidase activity. Gene Ontology annotation, cellular component: plasma membrane. Bases 15 to 2444 code for a protein of 809 amino acids. Gene Ontology annotation, biological process: proteolysis.